Messenger RNA from Arachis duranensis, 680 nucleotides. RefSeq lists its product as uncharacterized. NCBI's taxonomy places the organism in Eukaryota, Viridiplantae, Streptophyta, Magnoliopsida, Fabales, Fabaceae. The transcript is spliced from 3 exons. Bases 183 to 563 code for a protein of 126 amino acids. The record is from RefSeq and is a predicted model, not a curated record.
AAGUUAAAGUAACCAACGAGCCGGAUCCCAAACGACCAAACCCGAAAUAAAAUCUCACCCAACACCCAGUUUCCCCCAAAAACACCCCUAUUACCUCUUGGACCCAUCUUCGUUGAUCGAAUCGCCAGCGAUAUCGACACUUUCUCCCUCACCGGUCACCGGGAAGAAAAGAACCUGAAAGCAUGGCGCCGGCGAAGAAGGGGAAAGCGAAGGCCGAACCCAGGGCGCAGCCUCUGCCACAAACAUCAGACAAAUUUCCGUCUUGUAUAAGGAUCAUGUCUCCUUCUUCCGUCGCCGUAACCAUCCACGCCAAACCCGGAUCCAAAUCCGCAUCCGUAACAGAUAUCAGCGAUGAAGCGGUAGGAGUUCAAAUCGACGCGCCUGCCAGGGAUGGAGAAGCAAACGCCGCUCUUCUCAAUUACAUUAGCUCUGUUUUAGGUGUAAAACGAAGGCAGGUUUCUAUAGGAACUGGUUCUAAAUCAAGAGACAAGACGGUGAUUGUGGAGGAUGUAACUCAGCAAUUUGUUUUUGACGCAUUGGAUAAAGUCUCAAAGCAGCAGUGACCAAGAGAGAAGUUUUGUAAAACUUGUUCUUCGUUGUUGUUCUUGGUUUGUAUUUUAUAUAAGAACUUAUAAGGAUUAUGGUUAAUUAAUGUUCAUUGCUUUGAUGGAUUACAGAAA